AUGACCAGGAGUAUUGUGCUGUGUAGAUACAUGCUGUCGAUCCCUCCAGCGAAUGCGGGUAACCGGAAUGGAGAUGAUGAUGAGUACCGUGCAUUAGGGAGAUUUCAGAGGAACAAUCCUCCUGUCUUUGAGGGUGAACAUGAACCUGAUAAAGCUCAAGCUUGGCUGAAGGCUAUUGAGAAGAUCUUCAGAAGGUUUGAAGAAGAUGGCAUUGAGGUUACUUGGGAUCUUUUCCGUGAUGUUUUCUUGGAGAACUAUUUUCCUGAAGAUUGUCGUGGGAAGAAAGAGGUGGAGUUCCUUGAGUUGAUGCAAGGAAAUGGUACUGUUGCUGUUUAUGCCGCUAAAUUUCAGGAGCUUAUCAAGUAUUGUCCUCACUAUAAUACUGCUAAUGCUGAGAGAUCUAAAUGCUUGAAGUUUGGUCAUAAAGUUGCGGAGUGCAAGAAAGAGGUUACUACUUGUUUCAAGUGUGGCAAGUAUGGUCACAUAGCUACUAAUUGUAGAGGUGGUUCGAAUGUGACUUGUUUCAACUGUGGAGAGAAAGGCCACGUUAGUACAAAAUGUGACAAGCCAAAGAAGGAGCAAGCAAAAGGAAAAGUGUUCGCAUUGUCUGGUGCGGGAGCCACUACUGAUGAGAGGCUAAUUCAAGAAGAUUUAUUCUUGUCCGCUAAGCAAGUCGACGAAUCAGUUCAAGGUGGAGCUGAAUUGUUUAUGUUAUUAGCAACCUUAGAGGUGCGCGAAAAGAGAACCAUUGAGGAUUUGCCUAUAGUUUGUGAAUUUGCGGAGGUAUUUCCUGAUGAUAUAAUUGACUUACCACCGGAAUGA
Molecule: messenger RNA, 822 nt
Organism: Vicia villosa (hairy vetch)
Lineage: Eukaryota; Viridiplantae; Streptophyta; Magnoliopsida; Fabales; Fabaceae
Exons: 5
Coding region: 1-822 (273 amino acids)
Biological process (GO): positive regulation of cytoplasmic translation
Cellular component (GO): cytoplasm
Molecular function (GO): translation regulator activity; zinc ion binding; mRNA binding
Source: RefSeq, a predicted model, not a curated record